UCGAAGUUCAUACCAAGGAAUCGUGAGAGCGAGUCACACGCGAACGCCACGAGCGCGACGCGCGGCCACCGGACACUCCAAAAAGAAAAGAAAAGAAAGGCCUCUUUAUUUUAUAUUGUUGUUGUACUUGUGAAGCAUCUCUCCGGUUAUGGACAUCGCAGCCAAGAUGGACCUAAGUUUGGAGCAGGCUCAGUUCGUGGCGCCCGCGUGCUUCUUCGCCACCGCCGCAUCUCAGAGUCUGAGCCCGAGCGACAGCACCGGCAAGUCAGCAUCCAAACAGGCCAAGAGACAGCGCUCGACCUCGCCGGAGCUGCUGCGCUGCAAGCGGCGCCUGAGCUUCGCGGGUUUCGGCUACAGCCUGCCGCAGCAGCAGCCGCACGCCGUGGCGCGGCGCAACGAGCGCGAGCGCAACCGGGUCAAGCUGGUCAACAACGGCUUCGCGACGCUGCGCGAGCACGUGCCCAACGGCGCGGCCAACAAGAAGAUGAGCAAAGUGGAGACGCUGCGCUCUGCAGUCGAGUACAUCCGCGCCCUGCAGCAGCUGCUCGACGAGCACGACGCCGUGAGCGCAGCCUUCCAGUCGGGCGUCCUGUCUCCCAGCGUCGCGCACAGCUACUCCAACGACAUGAACUCCAUGGCCGGCUCGCCGGUCUCCUCAUAUUCCUCUGACGAAGGAUCCUACGACCCGCUCAGUCCCGAAGAGCAGGAGCUCCUAGAUUUCACCAGCUGGUUCUGAACAUCAGGAAGAUUCCGUAGAUUGUCAGCACUCACUCUGGAGGUCCGAGUGCGUCCUCCGAGAACAC
Messenger RNA from Ictalurus furcatus (blue catfish), 803 nucleotides. It is a transcript of the gene ascl1a, whose product is annotated as achaete-scute family bHLH transcription factor 1a. Gene Ontology annotation, cellular component: RNA polymerase II transcription regulator complex. Gene Ontology annotation, biological process: positive regulation of transcription by RNA polymerase II; sensory organ development; regulation of neurogenesis. The transcript has 2 exons. Bases 149 to 736 code for a protein of 195 amino acids. The record is from RefSeq and is a predicted model, not a curated record. Gene Ontology annotation, molecular function: DNA-binding transcription factor activity, RNA polymerase II-specific; RNA polymerase II transcription regulatory region sequence-specific DNA binding; protein dimerization activity. NCBI's taxonomy places the organism in Eukaryota, Metazoa, Chordata, Actinopteri, Siluriformes, Ictaluridae.